Molecule: messenger RNA, 1214 nt
Organism: Carassius gibelio (silver crucian carp)
Lineage: Eukaryota; Metazoa; Chordata; Actinopteri; Cypriniformes; Cyprinidae
Product: CD276 antigen homolog
Exons: 4
Coding region: 505-981 (158 amino acids)
Biological process (GO): negative regulation of T cell proliferation; cellular response to lipopolysaccharide; immune response
Cellular component (GO): external side of plasma membrane
Source: RefSeq, a predicted model, not a curated record
UUUUUUUUUUUUUGUGAAACUAGCUCAAUAUUUUAUAGUUUAGUCAAACCAAUAAAAUGAGAAAUAUAAGAUUUGUUAUGUUUUUAUUGACCAAUUAAAGUCUAUGAAAGACGUGAUUAAAGAUUAACAUUUACAUUUAUCAUUUAGCAGACGCUUUUAUCCAAAGCGACUUACACAUGAGAACAAUAGAAGCAGUCAGGUCAACAAGAGAACAACAACAGUAUACAAGUGUCAUGAAAAUGAAAGAUACAAUGAAAUCAGAAAAUUCAGUAGAAGAUCAAGAAUCAGAGUACAUAAAAACAUAUGUGAAAGUCAACUUGUGUUUCAGUAGUCUAGCGUAUACAAAUGUAUAAAAACCUGACGUAAUUCAACGGAAGCGUUGUUUGACUCUAUGACGACUUCCGACAAAAAAAGCACCCGGAAACAUUUUGUUGUUGCAGUACGCGGAGACGUUGCCACAAGUUUUAUUCGCAGCAUAUAUCGUUUAUAUUGUGAGCUGGCACCAUGAUCAAUAGAUGGUUCUUUAUCUGUGCGUUUGCACUGCUGAUAAAUAAAGUCUCUCUGCAGGUCACAGUAGAGGGUUUUGUUGGUGGUUCUGUUGUCCUGCCGUGUUCUUCAACUGAACAUGAUCUUACACUUCAAGAUACUGAUGUCCAUUGGAGAGACAAAGACAGCAAGAUUGUGUUCGAUAUAGUUAAGGGUGAAGAUUCAAUAGCAGAACAAAACUCACAGUACAAGAACAGAGUUGAAACUUUCCCUGAUGAGUAUAAGAGAGGAAACUUCUCCAUAAUCCUCACCAAUCUUCAACACACUGAUGCAGGAGAGUUCAGCUGCUUCAUCACUCCCUCAGAUGAACAGAAGACUGUGGAGCUGAUCAUCACAGGAUCAACAGCAGAAAAAGGAAAUAACUUAUUUACUAUCUGGAUGACGAUAUUGACCUGUGUUUUUCUCUGUUACUUGCACCAACUGUUCUGUCUGUAACCUGUUUGAUUUUUAAAUGGAGAAAAGAGCUCAAGCUGCCUCAGAAGGAACAGUGGCAAACUUUGUUACAUUUAGCUAAAUUAGUACAGCUGUCAUUGUUUCUGUACAGUGCACACUAAUUCUAAGGCAUGUAUUACAAGUUUGAAACCUUUUUGUUCUGUUAUACUCUUGCUGUUUUACAAUAAAUAGAUAGAAUACAUACAUACAUAUAUAUAUAUAUAUAUAUAUAUAUA